AUGAGGCUGCCACGUACUGAUGUGUCUGCAGUCAAUGAUCUGCCACCCGAGACUGUGCAGGCUCUAUCUCGAAUGGCGCGUGAUACCAAAGACGACAAAGACGACAAAGAUCUUGCUCCUCGGCGUAAGAAGACCCCCAAAGGAUCACCGAAGCGUGGUGCGCCUGUGAAUAGUAGCAAGCCCAUCGCCACAAAAUGCGACAAAAGACUUCAAUCACCCAAGACAACUAGCCCUAAAUCAACACCGUCUGAAUCCCCUCUCAAUAAAGCCGACACGCUCAAGGCCAAGAUUGCCACGGAGCACGCGUACUCCAAGAUUCUCACCGAAGAGCGACGAAGUCUAUGGGAUCAAAUGGAGUCUCAUGAGUCUCGCAUUCGAGAGCACCAAAGCAGAAUUUCUGAUGGCGACGAGGAGGAUAACUUGAUCAACAAGAGGCUUCGUGUUUGCGAAAUGCUGGAGAAUAAAAUUGGCGAUAUAUGCAAGCGCCUAUGGACUCUUGGGGGGCAGCUGGAUGAGAGCGCUGCCAAAGCUACAGAGCUAUUGACUGAGCUGGUACAAGCUGAGUGA
Molecule: messenger RNA, 567 nt
Organism: Fusarium venenatum
Lineage: Eukaryota; Fungi; Ascomycota; Sordariomycetes; Hypocreales; Nectriaceae
Source: RefSeq, a predicted model, not a curated record